Messenger RNA from Helianthus annuus (common sunflower), 1415 nucleotides. Its product is annotated as rho GTPase-activating protein 2. Gene Ontology annotation, molecular function: GTPase activator activity. Gene Ontology annotation, biological process: signal transduction. The transcript has 4 exons. The record is from RefSeq and is a predicted model, not a curated record. Bases 141 to 1313 code for a protein of 390 amino acids. Lineage: Eukaryota; Viridiplantae; Streptophyta; Magnoliopsida; Asterales; Asteraceae.
AAAAAAAAAAAAAGUGGCCGGCAACCAAUUUCAAACCACCUUCAAAACCAACCCCAUCAUAAACCCAUCACUCAUUCCAACAAAUCACUCAAAAUUUCAUCUCAUUUCACCCCCAAAUUUGACCCAAACAACUACACAACAUGACGGAAACGGUGGCCAUAGCCAGCGGCGGAGGCUGCGGCGGCGUUUGCUCCGGCGGCGGAGCAACCGGAAGAGCUAAAGACAGUAGUCAACUGUCGUUGUUGGAGCUGAUAUUGGCGGUUUUUAGAAAAUCAAUGGCGGCUUGUGUUGAUGAUCGAUAUGAAGAAACGAAAGUGAAAUCGAAGUUUAAUCAGAUGGAGAUUGGGUGGCCUACGGAGGUGAAGCAUUUGACUCAUGUUACGUUUGAUAGAUUUCAGGGGUUUUUAGGGCUUCCGGUUGAGUUUGAAGUUGAAGUUCCCGAAAGAGUACCCAGUGCCAGUGUUAGUGUUUUUGGUGUAUCUGCGGAAUCGAUGCAAUGUUCUUAUGAUUCGAGAGGAAACAGCGUCCCCACUAUUCUCUUGCUCAUGCAGAAGCGGUUAUAUGCUCAAGAAGGUCUAAAGGCAGAAGGAAUAUUCCGUAUAAACCCCGAAAACAGUCACGAGGAGCAUGUGCGGGCCCAGUUAAACAGAGGCAUGGUUCCCGAAGACAUAGAAGUUCAUUGCCUCGCAGGCUUAAUUAAAGCGUGGUUCAGGGAGCUGCCAUGUGGCGUGCUCGACGGGCUUUCACCUGACGAGGUUUUACAGUGUAACACAGAAGAGGAACGGGUUGAGCUCGUGAAAAAGCUAAAACCCACCGAGACAGCGUUGCUUAAUUGGGCUAUCGAUCUCAUGUCUGAUGUGGCUGAACACGAAGAAUUAAAUAAAAUGAAUGCUAGAAAUAUUGCCAUGGUUUUCGCCCCGAAUAUGACUCAGAUGUCGGACCCAUUGACCGCACUAAUGCACGCGGUACAAGUCAUGAACUUACUCAAGACCUUAAUCACAAAAACACUUAGAGAGCGCGAAGAGACUACCCCCACGUGGGGUCCACAAACCAACAAUGAGUUCACCAAUCGCGAGGAGAUGCAAACUAGUAGUGAACUCAGACGACCCGUAGUAUCAGAAGAUGAAGACAGAUAUGGUCGGGCCGACGACAGUGAUAAUGAAGUCGAAUCGCUAAGUGAGAUUGAAGAUAAUUUCUUGAAACAAAUAAAGGAGAACAAAAACGCCAAAAAUCGUUUCAAGAAAGAACUCAACGAUUUGGUAAUGCAACAUUCCAGCCCGACUAACGGUUUUGAUUCUAAAGAGGGAUCUUGAUUGUUGUAUGUGAAGUAACUGUUUAUUAUCUUUUAUUUAACUGUUGUAACCCAUGUAUACCAUGAAAAUGUUUUAUGUGAAGUCUUGUCUAACCCAUGUUAA